UGUAAGCCCCGGAAGUACUCGCUACCUGAGAAGCGUGCUGGUUAAGAAGUAGAGUCAGAGGUCGUGGGGCCAGAAGGCGUUCCUGCCGCUGGCCUAGUCGCGAUGUAGCGGAGGGGCAGGCGUCCUCCUGCAUGUUCUGGAAGGUUCUUGUGCUCCACUAGGGCAGUAGUCCCAAGACUUGUAGUCGCCGGCUUCGGGUCCCUGGCGGCUGAGCGGAGUCGCCGCCAUGUUUGGCUGCUUGGUGGCAGGGAGGCUGAUUUUGUCCAUCCAUUUGACAGACAGAAAUCACAAGUAGGCAGAGAGGCAGGCAGAGAGAAGGAAGCAGACUCCCCGCGGAGCAGAGAGCCCGUCGCGGGGCUGGAUCCCAGGACCCUGGGAUCAUGACCCGAACCGAAGGCAGAGGCUUUAACACUCUGAGCCACCCAGGCGCCCCUGCAAAUGAGGAUUAAGUGCAAACAGCUGCACAGCAAGUGGCAGAGGAUAAAUUUGUUUUUGACUUGCCUGAUUAUGAAAGUAUCAACCACGUUGUGGUUUUUAUGCUGGGAACAAUCCCAUUUCCUGAGGGAAUGGGAGGAUCUGUCUACUUUUCCUAUCCUGAUUCAAACGGAAUGCCUGUAUGGCAACUCCUAGGAUUUGUCACAAAUGGGAAACCAAGUGCCAUCUUCAAAAUUUCAGGUCUUAAAUCUGGAGAAGGAAGCCAACACCCUUUUGGAGCCAUGAAUAUUGUCCGGACUCCAUCUGUUGCUCAGAUUGGAAUUUCAGUGGAAUUAUUGGACAGUUUGGCUCAGCAGACUCCAGUAGGCAAUGCUGCUGUAUCCUCAGUUGACUCAUUCACUCAGUUCACACAAAAGAUGUUGGACAACUUCUACAAUUUUGCUUCAUCAUUUGCUGUCUCUCAGGCCCAGAUGACACCGAGUCCAUCUGAAAUGUUCAUUCCAGCAAAUGUGGUUUUGAAAUGGUAUGAAAACUUUCAAAGACGACUAGCACAGAACCCUCUCUUUUGGAAAACAUAAUUUGAAUAAAAUAAUUUUUAAUGGAUUCUGAAAUUUGUCAUGUUUUGAAGAGAAAUGCCUCCAUUUAAAAGUACGAAGUCAAAAGGAUCAUGAAACCUAAGUUUAAAAAACUGCUUAUUGACUGAAGCUUAAUGAAAAUCUUCAUAAAAAAUUAAAAACAUGGAAAAAUGAAAAUAUGUUCCUUAUUAAUGAGUUUUUCUCCCUUAAGUUUAAAAUAUUCAGAGGAAGAAACACUUUGUUUUGGCGAGGAUUCAUUUUUUACUUAAAAAUAAAGCAUAUUCACAACAA
Mustela lutreola (European mink) is the source of this 1301-nucleotide messenger RNA. It is a transcript of the gene HIKESHI, whose product is annotated as heat shock protein nuclear import factor hikeshi. Gene Ontology annotation, biological process: protein import into nucleus. The transcript has 6 exons. Gene Ontology annotation, molecular function: Hsp70 protein binding; nuclear import signal receptor activity. The coding region runs from base 537 to 1013 and encodes 158 amino acids. Gene Ontology annotation, cellular component: nucleus; cytosol. The record is from RefSeq and is a predicted model, not a curated record. NCBI's taxonomy places the organism in Eukaryota, Metazoa, Chordata, Mammalia, Carnivora, Mustelidae.